AUGCCCGAGGGAGAAUCAAGCGAAGCUUCGAUAAUAGAUAAUAGUUCAAGCGAAGCCACGUUGAAAAACAAACGUAAACAAGUUCGAGGGAAGAUUACUCGCAGUAUAAAGCGUCUAAGCGAAGGAGUUUCGAAAGAAGAUCGAAAUUUACGGCGUUUUGAGAAAGAAAUCGAGCAAUUACGAAAGGACUUUGAAGUUGCGCGUGAGUUACACAGUCAGUUUUACGAUUUACCCGACGUAGAUGUUAAUAUAUUAGACAAAUGGGAAGACGACUUAACGAGUGACGUGUAUGGGAUCGAAGAAAGAGUCGAAGAAUAUAUUCGAGGUAUUUCGAAAUCAAAUGGCCAAGCAUCUGGACAAGACAAGGCAAUUUCCCCGCAGAGCGCGUCAGUAAAUCAACUUCCGGAAGAGCCUCAAACGUCAUCGCAAGUGUCAACACCGGAAGCUAAUACCUCUACAUUACAGCAAGAAGAAAUUCAAGAGAUUCCGUCGCCUACAAGCAAUAUGAACAGUACCGCAGAAACAAAUAUUGAUCCAAUUACCUUUGACUCCUGGAUAGAUAAGUUAAAGGAAUUCGAAGAAACUAAAGUAGCAUUACCAGUUGAUGGAUCCCAAAUGUCGAUUGCAGAUGCGCUUUUAAAGUUGGAAGCAAACCGAGAUAUACCAAACGUUACUUUGACCAAAUUCUCUGGAAAUCCAUUGGAUUACGCGGAUUUUAUCGAUCGCUUUAAGAUACAUAUCCAUGACAAACCCCACCUCACCGAUGAGAUGAGAAUGAUCCAGCUGAAAAUGCACGUCAGUGGUGAUGCGGAAAGAGCAAUUUUGGGAUUAGGUUCGAAAGGAGUAAUGUAUGCGACUGCCUUGAAGAUGAUCAAAGAACAAUUUGGACAACCAAGCGUAAUUGCCCGUGCGUUAGUGAACAACGUCACCAAAGGAGAGAAAAUCGGUAGAAGUGACAGGAAGAGAUUGCGAGAGUUCUCGAUCGACCUUAUCAAUUGCAUGGCCACGAUGAAACGCAUUGGAUAUACAGCAGAUAUCAACGCCAACGAGAAUUUACGAAAGAUCAUCACACGCUUACCAGACCACAUGAUUGAAAGGUGGAAAGUCUUCGUGGCGGACAUUCGUGAGAAAGGUCAGACACCUACAGUCAGCCAUAUAAGUGAAUACGUGAGAAAGAGAGUAAAGGCAGAGUUUGAUCCUGAUUUCGGCGACCUACAAAGAGACUCGAGACCCCCAAGAAGUGACCAUCCUCCACCGAGAAGAGGGAUCUACACCGCCGGUCGUGAUUCAAACAGAUCGCCAAUGAAAUGUUACGUAUGCGGAGAAGAGCACCGUGUCAUCGAAUGCCCAGUAUUAGCGAAAGCCUCAGUUCCUGAAAGACUAGAACUAGCAAAGAAAGCAAGAUUGUGUUUCUCGUGUUUGAAUUGUGGACACUCCAAGAAUAAUUGUCGAUCGAAGAAGAAAUGUGAAAAGAGCGAUUCGUGA
Molecule: messenger RNA, 1485 nt
Organism: Paramuricea clavata
Lineage: Eukaryota; Metazoa; Cnidaria; Anthozoa; Malacalcyonacea; Plexauridae
Source: the annotation of a GenBank genome assembly